Messenger RNA from Daldinia decipiens, 3627 nucleotides. Its product is annotated as ARM repeat-containing protein. Gene Ontology annotation, molecular function: microtubule plus end polymerase activity; microtubule plus-end binding. Gene Ontology annotation, cellular component: spindle pole; kinetochore; microtubule plus-end. The record is from RefSeq and is a predicted model, not a curated record. Bases 367 to 3213 code for a protein of 948 amino acids. The transcript is spliced from 3 exons. Gene Ontology annotation, biological process: mitotic spindle organization; establishment or maintenance of microtubule cytoskeleton polarity; microtubule polymerization. NCBI's taxonomy places the organism in Eukaryota, Fungi, Ascomycota, Sordariomycetes, Xylariales, Hypoxylaceae.
AAAGCUUAUCCCAUGAAAACAAUGUAUGUUUAAUCUUUCUGCCUCUUCAUUAUAACCAUUCUUGUUCCCCUGGCCCAUGACCCGAGGCCUGCAAUUUCUCUACGUCUCUACACAAGACAUUCACCCACUCCUUUUUCCAUAUGCCCUACGAAUCCCUAAGCGCCUCAACUACAAUAGCAGCAACAAAGCCGUUGUUAGCAGCCCCUUCCGCGAGGAACUUGAAGCCUGAGGUGAGGAACGGGGGCCAAGGACGAGCACGGUGGACGAGAAACGGGGAACAAGAGAUGAGGAAGACGCAUUGAUCUUCUCUCAACUCCAUCCUAAACUCUUUGUCUCGCCGCGCUUCUCGCAACCUCUACACUCAAAAUGCGUCUUCGCCUCCUCAAGGUGCCAGUUCUACCAAAACUAAUCAAGAGAGUAGCCUCGACUUUAUCGCAUCGUCGCGCCCGAAGGAAGUCGACUCAACCCACCCCUAAUCGCAAAGCACAUAACACAUCGGUAUCGCCGACGGUCGAUCGUAACUGUCCGAUCGUGAAUAUGGCGGACGGAGAGCCCGACUACAGCUCUCUUCCAUUAACAGAUAGAUGGGUACACAAGGUUUGGAAAGUUCGUAAGCAGGCAUACGAAGAGGCAGCAAAGCAAUUUGAAAUCACUCCAGACGAAUACGAUCCAGCUUUUCGACCAUUCAACCAAGAUCCGAGUUUGUGGAAGGGUGCGGUCGCAGAUUCAAACGUUGCCGCUCAGUCCGACGGUAUUGCAGCAUUCUGCGCGUUCCUCAAGUUCGGUGGUAAGGAAUGUUGCGUUCGUUCACGUGGUCAUGUUGUCACUCCCAUCGUCGAGAAGGGCCUUGUGUCCACGAGGCCUGCCACCAAAGCUUCCUCGGUCGAGGCUCUACUGCUUCUUAUCGAGCUCGAUGCCGCCGGUCCCAUUGUCGAGGAUAUCCUCCCAGCUGUAUCUGCGAAGCAACCCAAAGUCAUCGCAGCUGCUUUAGCAGCCCUCACGACCAUCUUCCACAGCUACGGCUGCAAGAUAGCCGACCCAAAGCCGGUCCUUAAGGUCCUCCCCAAAGCAUUUGGACACGCGGACAAGAAUGUGCGAGCCGAAGCAACCAAUCUAGCUGUUGAAUUCUACCGAUGGCUGAGGGAUGCGAUGAAGCCUAUGUUCUGGGGUGAUUUAAAGCCCACACAGCAGUCUGAUCUAGAAACCCAGUUUGAAAAAAUUAAAACAGAGCCGUCGCCAAAACAGGAACGCCUUUUACGAACUCAACAGGCAGCUUUGGCUCGUGCUCCGCCGCCCGGGGCUGAAGAGGAGGUGGACGACGACGACGGAAUUGAUGAGCCAGUCGAAGUUGAUGCAUUCGAUCUUGCGGAACCCCAAGACGUCAUAUCCAAAGUUCCGGCUAAUUUUCACGACAAUCUUGCAUCUUCGAAGUGGAAGGAUCGUAAAGAGGCUCUGGAGGCGCUCUUUGCUGUACUCAACGUACCAAGAAUCAAAGAUGGCGACUUCAACGAGAUCAACCGUGGCUUGGCGAAAUGCAUGAAAGACGCCAAUAUAGCCGUCGUCACCCAGGCGGCCCAAUGUAUCGAAGUACUCGCAAAGGGUCUUCGAAAAAGUUAUAGUAAAUACCGGUCAAUCGUUAUGACGCCAAUCAUGGAACGUUUAAAGGAGAAAAAGCAGACCGUUGCGGACGCACUAGGAGCUGCACUAGACCAAGUCUUUCUGGCGACAAGCUUGUCUGACUGUUUGGAGGAAAUCAUUUCCUUUCUUCCCCACAAGAAUCCUCAGGUAAAAGAAGGAAGCAUGAGGUUCCUUGUCCGCUGUCUUAGAACCACCCGGGAUCCCCCAAACAAGCAAGAAGUCGCCAGUAUUGUAGAAGCCGCGAAGAAGCUACUCGCGGAGGGUAGCGAAGGGUUGAGGUCCGGUGGUGCCGAGGUUCUAGGUACAGUUAUGAAGAUAAUUGGUGAACGUGCCAUGAACCCUCAUCUAGAAGGCCUAGACGAUAUACGAAAAACCAAAAUCAAGGAGUAUUUCGAGAAGGCUGAGGUUAAAGCCAAAGACAAACCGAAGCCAGCCCCAGCUCCGGUAGCACGGGGUCCGCCCGGUGGUCCAAAGAAGAUGGGUGGCGGUGCCAAAAAGACCGCCGGGACCGCCAAGAAAGCCGCGCCUGUCGCACAAGAGCCCGCCUCCCUUGCGCCACAACCGACAUCUCGAGCCGCACCGGGAAGUAAGCUUGGAAUGCCCAAGUCUUCUGGCUUAUCAGGGUUAAAAGCACCGCAAAGGCGCCUCGGUGCCCCUGGCAUCGCAUCCCCCCGUAGAGCGCCUGCCGCUGCCGCCCCUCUGCCUCUAGAGGAGGAGGAGGAGGAUGAGACCCCGGCAUCACCCCCACAGCCAAAACCUCGAGUCGGGCUAGGAAGAGGUGGUCUUGCAGCACGGUCGUUAGCAAAACCCACCGUGCCCGCCGUAACGCCUUUGGCGCCCUCACCACCGCCGUCAAGUGGGCUUACAGCCAUAGAGCGCGCUGAACUAGAGGAACUACGCGCGGCAAACGAACGGCUCACUAAGCAAGUAGAUGAGAUGCGACACGAACGAAGCAAGCUCAUGUCGGAAGUGCAAGAGCUCAAAAAUCACAACGCCGGGCUCAUCGAGGACCACACAAGAGAUGUGCUUAGCAUUAAGGCCAAAGAGACUCAAUUAGUACGAGCGAGGAGUGACGCAGAAGCAGCCGAGCAAGUAAAUGAAAGGCUCCGGCGGGAGCUUGAACGUCUCAAGCGUGCACUCAGUAGGGCAGAGGGGCUUGGCGUCUCUAGCGGCAUUGGAAGUCCGGGAAUGACGAGUCCUACUCCCGACGACAUGGGCAUCUACCGUGAUGGCGCAAACUACCCGGGAGCUAGGGCGAACAGAAUGAGCUUCGCUAGCACAUUUUCAGAAGAGAAAGAAAACGGCGAUGCACCACAUAACUAUCCUAGGAGCAAGUUAAGUCCAGAUUUAAGAUAUGGUAGUGGUUCAAGCGGAAGGGGAAGUCCUGCUCGCGGCUUUAGAAGCGCAGCAAUAGACGAAGGGAUUGGACACAAUACCGGGUCCGCCACAAGUUCGAUGGCCGCCGGAACCGGUAGUAAUGGAGCCGAAAAUUGGAAGAGGGCAGCAGAAGUCACAAGUCAACUCAAAGCAAGAAUAGAGCAGAUGAAGGCGAAGCAGGGGUUCAGCCGAUCGUGAAGUAGGACUUGUUCAAGUGUCUUAUCAUCAGGAAAUGGCGUUUGUUAGGAGACGAGUCCAAAAGAGGGAUCAGGGGUGCGUCAUCGGGUGCAUUUUCCUGGCGUCGGAUUACAUACCCCCGGCUAUUUUCGUUCGCUACUAAAGCGUUCAGAAAUAUCAUGAUAAUUAUGUUUAGACUCGAUUACCUCGUCAUUAAAAAUAAGGGUGCAUUUAUACGGAUUGAAAGGGGGGAGUCAUUCAGUCCUAUUAGAUUUUAAUACGGGAUGUGGUUUAACCAUCUUGCACCGUCUUAUUUCUCAAGUAGUUUGUGUGUCUACAAACGGUAUAGACAUGCUAUAGGGUUAUACCCGUGCUACUCACACGCAACAUGUACCUAGAAUUAAAGAUGAUGUUGUGGCUAUUAAGAUAUGCCUA